GGCCGGGCAAGCAGACGCGGUUGGCGGGGGGGGAUGACAUCUGGAAAGACGGUGACGAAGUUCAGUGCGACGCUGAGGAGGACGACAUCGGUGACGUGUUCCCGUUGCGUGCUCCGAACAUGGGUGGCAGGGGCGGCAGAGGCAGGGCUUCGACGAAUGUUGGGCGGAGGUGGAAGAGGCCGUCGGCGACCUCUGCUGAUGCGGAAGGUGAGGGGGAUGGGGAGGGUGGCCGGAAUUUCUGGUCUGUGGAUCACAUGGUGACCCUCAUAAGGGCGAAGCGGGAUCAGGACGCCCAGCUGCAAGCGGCRGGGCACRCAUUCGCACGGAUGCAGUCGAGGGAGUGGAAAUGGUUGGACGUCCGGGAGAGGUUGCUGAAGGUCRGUGUWKACAGGCGGACAGACAAAUGUGGGAAGAAAUGGRAUAAUCUCAUGCAACAGUUCAAAAAGAUCCACACUUUCAUGGGCAUGUCGGGGAAGGAGGACUUCUUCCAGUUGACGAGUCAGCAAAGGGCAGAGAAAGGAUUCAGCUUCAACAUGGAUCGGGCCGUCUACGAGGAGGUCAAAGGGGCRAAGGARAGRAGCCACACUAUCAGUCCGAGCAAUGUUGCAGACACCGGUGGYGCAGGAGGUGUGCAACUCCCAUCUGCACAGUCGGCGACUCYSAAAUCUGUGGGGGACGGGGAURUCGCUGGAGAUGGCAACGACGAAGACGAUAGCUCAGCGCRUGGGGCCUCACAAAGGACUGGAAGUCCAGCCGGUUUCGGGAAGAGGAAAAACGUGCGGCAGCAGACAUUCGAGGUGCAUGGAGAAGCAUGGGGCGUUGAUGGCAUCGACGAUGGAGAGCGCGAGCAUGAGGCAAUGCGAGGCGAUGGAGAGYGCGAGCAUGAGGCAAUGCGAGGCGAUGAAGAGCGCGAGCAAGUGACAAUGCUCCAUUCAAAUUCGGCAGUCCGUGUGGUUGUCGUCUCUUCGUCAUCGCCAUCAUCGUCGUCUGUCUUCUGGGCGAUGAUGAAUACUCGCUCUGGCAAGGGGAAAAGGGAGAGGGAUUCCCAGAAAACAAAAGCUGCCGGCGUCGUGAAGUGGGGGAGACAUCAGGCGAAGAAGCCCAAGGCAUCAAGCGACUGUGCUCUGGUGAUCGGGAGGUCCGCGCGGGAAGAGUGGGUCACCGAGGCCAGCAGCGGACAGGAUGACGAUUUCGAAUCGGAGGCGGAGACGUUUCAUGGGAGGAAAGCUAUGAAACACCCGCAGACGCAUCCGCGGGGUCGAGCUCGGAUCGCGGACCCAAAUGGGUCUGCAUCCGCGGCCUACCUGGUCCGCACCGCGGACCCGAUUUUACACGAAUUUUCCUGAAUUAAAUAAUAGGUAAAAAACAAAAGAAAAAAUAUGGGGUUGUAGGGAAUUGUAAGCCCUACAACUCCAUAUUUUUUGUUUUUGAAUCCGACUUU
This is a messenger RNA of Chara braunii, 1441 nucleotides long. NCBI's taxonomy places the organism in Eukaryota, Viridiplantae, Streptophyta, Charophyceae, Charales, Characeae. The record is from the annotation of a GenBank genome assembly.